CUCCAGCAGCACUGUGUCGUAAAUGGGCCGCUGCAGCUACAACUCGUGGAGGCAAGAAUGACACCGGUGCUUCUCAAGAAAAUCUGAUCGUAAGGACGGAUUUGUUUCACUUCUCUCUUUUUUUUUUAAAGAAAACACCAUAAAAUGGCGAGUAAUCUUGCACCUUUACGGACACGAUUAUUCGUGGCUGUUUUCACGUUCGUUGCACUGUGGGGAUUUGCGUUCUCCAUCACUCGGUACUCUAUACCGGAGGAAAUGGAAGAGGGUUCCUUUGUUGCCAAUCUAGCAACAGAUUUGGGUCUGGAUAUUCGCAGUUUUGAAGAGCGUAAAGCAAAGCUCGAUGUCCUUCAGAGCAAAAAUUACCUGGACAUCAACAAAGAAUCAGGGGAGCUGAUAAUCCGUGAAAAAAUAGAUCGGGAGACCAUAUGCAUGACUAAAACAACCUCGUGCUUUCUGAAAAUGGAAGUCAUACUUUCACACCCGGUUCGCAUUUUUAACAUCGAGCUAGAAAUCAUGGACAUCAAUGACAACGCGCCUGUGUUUCGCAGAAAGACAAUGCACUUGGAUAUUUCGGAGGCAACCCCUCCCGGUGAGAGAUUCUCAUUGACAAACGCUGUGGAUGCGGAUGUGGGGGCGAAUUCAAUCAAGACCUAUUAUCUCAGUGAAAACAAAUAUUUCAGCAUUGACAUACAAACCGGCAGCGAUGGCUCCAAAUAUGUCGAUUUGGUGCUCAGUGGUAAAUUGGACAGAGAGGAGCAUGCAGUCCAUAAUUUGAUUUUAACUGCUGUGGAUGGGGGGGUGCCUCCCCGCUCAGGUACAGCCAGCAUCAUCAUUAAUGUCCUGGAUAUCAAUGAUAACGCCCCCCUGUUCAGUCAGCCGGUAUUUGCUGUCAAUGCUUCAGAGAACUCUGCAAUAGGGACGGUGGUUAUGACCUUAAACGCAACAGACUUGGAUGAAGGCACAAACGCCCAGUUAGUAUACUCAUAUACACUUUACACCUCAGAGAAGACACAGGAACUCUUCUCUCUUGAUCCAAACUCAGGUGAGAUUAAAGUAAAGGGGGUGAUUGAUUAUGAAGAGACUCAAAGUUUUGAGAUGCACAUACAGGCUCAGGACAGAGGGACAAACCCUCUGUCAGGACACUGUAAAGUGAUAGUUUCUGUCACAGACCUGAAUGACAAUUAUCCUGAGGUGACCAUCAAGUCCCUUGAAAGAGCAGUGGCUGAGGACGUCUCUGUAGGAACACUGAUUGCAGUGGUUAGCGUCAGUGACAGGGACUCCGGCGUUAACGGGGAAGUGGAUCUUACCCUGAACCAACAAGAAACCUUACCAUUCCGCCUAAACAAAUCCUCAGAGGGCUACUAUGAGCUGCUGGUGUCAAAGCCGCUGGACAGAGAGCUAAUGAGCAAAUAUGACAUCACACUAAGAGUGACAGACAGAGGCUUGCCGCCGUUAACUGAGAAUGAGACCAUUGCCUUAGAAAUCCUGGAUGUCAAUGACAAUGCACCCAUGUUCUCGCAGUCCUUUUACACAAUCCAUGUUAUGGAAAAUAAUCCACCUGGGGCAUUACUGACAUCUCUAAGUGCAUUUGACCCUGAUCUCAAUGAGAACCAGUAUUUGGUUUAUUUCAUAAUGGAGAAAGAGAUAGUUAACACAUCUAUGUCAAUGCUGUUCUCCAUCAAUCCUGAGAAUGGUGAUCUUUAUGCCUUAAAGACAUUUGACUAUGAGAGAGAGAGAGAAUUCCUGUUCCAUAUUGAGGCUAGAGACUCUGGUGUUCCCCCACUGAGCAGCAAUGUGACAGUUCACAUCAUCAUUCUGGACCAGAAUGACAACACUCCUCUUAUUGUGUCACCUUGGCGAGCGCAGGGUUUUGUUGUAGAGGAGGUAAUACCAAGAUCCACAGACAAGGGACACUUAGUGGCCAAAGUGAUCGCCAUUGAUGCAGACUCUGACCAGAAUGCUAGGGUUACAUACCAGCUCCUGCAGACCAGUGACUCAUCCCUCUUCAGCCUGGAUCAGUACAAUGGUGAGAUUCGAACAACAAGGAUGUUCAGUUACAGAGAUCCAAGACAACAGCGGCUGGUAGUUGUUGCUAAAGACAACGGCAACCCUGCACGCUCUGCUACCGUCACUAUCAGGAUUUCAACAGUGGAACAUGCCCUGCCCAUCUUAGAGACUACAGAGUUACCACUCGAGUUUGAUGUCUUCACAGACCUAAACUUAUACUUAGUGAUCGGUUUAGGAGCUGUGUCCUUCCUGCUGCUGAUAACCAUCUUGGUUAUUAUUGUUCUCAAGUGUCAAAAACCAAAACCAAAGGCCAUCAAGAUCCCCCCGGUUAAUAGAAACAGUGUGAUCAGCAGGAACAGCGUCAUCAGCCAGAGAAGCUCUACCAUUGCAGAUUCCACCCUGAUCUCCAGUGAUGCCUACUGGUAUAGCUUGUUCCUCGCUGAGACCAGGAAGGGUAAAGUGGUCGUGAGGCAGCCCAUUAUUCCCAAAGGAGCUGGGUAUUUUGUUUCUAGUAUACCCAGGAGCAUAGGGCCAAGUGAGACCACAGACUCCAGAGCAUCUACACUGGAGUACUCAAAAUGAAAGGAAGUCCAUUCUUCAACUGGAGGAUCCCAGAAGAGAGCUGCGGUGAUAUAAUCAUCUCUUCAUGGGAGUCUCUGGCUGAAACUCUCCUGUGACUCACUAAGAAGAUGUAAAAAUCUCAUCCUCCCUCGGUCCCUUCACCACAGCUCUCAUCCUCUCUGGUUCCUUCUAUCCCGAGACGCAGACCUCAGAUCGCCUCAACUUUCUACCACUGUAAUUCUUUUAAGCAUGAAUCUGCAUUAUUCUUUAGCAAGUAUUUGGACAACAAAUCAUUGAUAGCAGAAUGUCUGGACAUUACUUAAGAGGCCACAUGUAGAAAAUCAUCCCUUCCUCAACUCUUUCAAGCUUUUCAAUGGACAAGUUUGCCUUCUCUCCAGGGAUAACACAGUGUGCUAUAGUUUCAGAAGCCAUUAGCAGUUCUUAAUGUACUUAAGUUGCUGUCAUGCUACUUUUUUUUUAAAUGCAAGAGUCUAAAACACGCCUAAAUAUAAACUUACAUAAGAAUCAGGGAGAAUGUACUUCUUCCAUGGAUCUGAUUAAUUCAUAACUGUAGCUGGUUAUGUCAUUGAUUCAGGCCUGGCACUUGGUGUUUUCUUGUUAUCUAUUAUUACUUUUUUUUAUUAUUUGUAUUGAGUCUUUGAGUUUAGUAAGGCUCAAACUGUUAAUGUAACUUUCUUAUAAAAAAAACAAAAAUCAGUGAUUGAGUUAUAGAUAUUUUUCCUAAGUGUUUUACUCAACUUUUGAAUGUCUGAAAAUGACAAAAAAAGAAUGAAAGAAAACUGUCAAAUGCAAAAGAAAAAACAGAGAAUCUUUACUUUUCUUUCUUUACUUUUUAAAUUGUAGAUGCUUUAGUUCUGUGGAAAUGGUAAAAGAGGUCAGAGAAGCAAAAAGACUAAAUACAGAUGUGCAAUUCAUUCUCCAGUUUAUAUAGAAGCUAUGAAAUGUGCUGCAAUAUUAAAUUUUCUGAACCAAAUCAAAAUCUAGCAUACAUUUGUAGACAUUCUGCUUGUUUCCUUCUGCCGGGGCAAGGAGAAGGCACAUCUUAAGCCAUUAAAGAGAUAGGCUAGAGUGGGAACAUCUAAACAAAUACAAAGAACUUUUUUUAACACAGGGUCAACUUUCAAUGAAAACUCUCUCUGUAAGAACCUUUAUUUAUAAGCUAUAUUAUUAUUUUUCCCUAAAAACCGGCAGUUCAAGUCAUAUCAGAUUUCAAUCAAUACACAAGGUGCAGAUGUAAAAUAGCAAAUAAAUUUUGAAAGAUUAUGAAAAUUAACAUUUAAAAGAAAACUUUUAUAAUAAUACUUUGUUUAUUGAAACGAAAGAAAGAAUAUCAAAAUGUAUUAAUCUAUGCCAGGGUACAAGAAGACAUAUGGUACAGGCAAGGUGUUUUUUUUUUCCAGUAUUCAUGUUUUUUUAUAUCUAUUUUUCUCUUAUUGCUGUUUUUAAGGGCAUUUUGUGUUGCAUAUUUCCAGUGUAGUGCAUAUGAUGUUGUUUUGGUAGUGUACAUAACUAUAAAAAAAAGUAUCAAAAAUACUUUUUCUUGACUUUAAAGUUAGUGCUGUUGCACUACGAUUAAAGUCAGGACUUUGAUUUCUCAGAAACACGGAGCUUAUUAAGACCAGUCAUUAGGGUGUUUCAUGAUAACAUGUAAUGGCGUGAGGUGAGAAGAUUGGAUUAUGAGAAGAAGAACAUUGUGUUAAUUACAGCCACAGUACUUUGGUGCUGACUCUGCAGACUGCAUUAAUGUAUUAAACAAAUGACAGCACUAUGAAUUUUGGGAUAUGCACUGAAUCUAAAUGUGCUCACAGCAGUAAUGCGGUGGAUGUAUCCAGCUUCAUGCUCUGAGUAGGUGAAAUUUAACCUCCCUUUUCUCCUCUCUCUCACCGUCUCAACAAAGCCAACCUUUACAAGCAUUCAGCUGGCAGUUUGUCAGAGUGAAGAUUUCAUGUGAUGAGGGAUCUCUUGCUGUGGAGUACAUUAAAUUGUGCAAUCAUUGCCAGAACUGAUCGAUUCCAACAGUAUUUAUAGGUGUUUUUUAAUUGCACAUAUGAUGAGCUCCUUGCGUGCCUUCUGCAAUUUAAAAGAUGACUGUUGACAACUGAAAUAUUGGGGUUUCCUAUAGUAAAAUAAAUACCAUUUGCUCCCAUGAUAUAGUAUCUUUAACUGCUCUUUGGAUAGGGACAGCUUUUGGAUCAGAGCAGAUGUUCUGUGAAGAACCAAUAGAUGCAUUUAUUGUAAAUGAAACUGCUUUAUACUUUGUGUUUUUUAUACAGUAGAACAUUUUGAUAUCUUCUGUAUUCACUGUGAUCGAAUGGCACAAGAGGUGCUCGUGCUCAGUGUUGUAAACGUGAGUUAUUUCUCAUUUGUGUACACAGCUUCACCCACCCCCAACAGGGCUACUUUGCCAAUCAAAUUGUACAAUAUGCUUCAAGGGUUGCAUCAAAUGUUCUCCAGCUCCAUCCCAUUUAGCAGAUCAAAGAUAGUAUGGGUGCGAAAGCUCUUGCUUUCUUUUAAGUCUACUUAAUUGACAGAUUUUGAUGUUGCUUAUUUGGCUUAAAUGUACUGCCUGAUCAUGCUAGUUUGAAUAAAGCUUUUUAAUCUGUC
Melanotaenia boesemani (Boeseman's rainbowfish) is the source of this 5193-nucleotide messenger RNA. RefSeq names its product protocadherin alpha-C2-like. Lineage: Eukaryota; Metazoa; Chordata; Actinopteri; Atheriniformes; Melanotaeniidae. Gene Ontology annotation, molecular function: calcium ion binding. The record is from RefSeq and is a predicted model, not a curated record. Gene Ontology annotation, biological process: homophilic cell-cell adhesion. Bases 145 to 2589 code for a protein of 814 amino acids. The transcript has 3 exons. Gene Ontology annotation, cellular component: plasma membrane.